Messenger RNA from Neohortaea acidophila, 1427 nucleotides. RefSeq names its product male sterility protein-domain-containing protein. The transcript has a single exon. The record is from RefSeq and is a predicted model, not a curated record. NCBI's taxonomy places the organism in Eukaryota, Fungi, Ascomycota, Dothideomycetes, Mycosphaerellales, Teratosphaeriaceae. The coding region runs from base 117 to 1424 and encodes 435 amino acids.
CGCAACUAGAUGACUUACUGCGCCUUUGUGUCGUGAUACGUCCACAUGUAGAGCUGAUCCGCCUGAUGAGGAAUACUUAAAUCUGGCCUCGCCCCGCGCUUACCGACUGGGUGCUCAUGCAUGGAAAGCCCACCUCGACAUCGGCUCCUUUCCCUUCUACACUUUCGUUCCCCAUCACAAUGAGUUUCAACGUGAUUCUCUCGGGCUCGACUGGUAACUUGGGCGCAUACCUCCUCGACGAGCUGCUGUCAUUGCCCCAAAUCGAUCAAGUCAUCUGCCUGAACCGCGCCGAAAAUGCAGGAGAGAAGCAAGGCAAUGCGCAUACUGUCCGAGGCCUAACGCAGCCCCUCGACGCCAGCCGAGUGCAGUUCUUCACCGCCGACUUCACCGCACCUCAGCUAGCCCUCGCGCCUCCUACAUACGCCGAGCUGGCGCAGCACGCUGACGUCUUCAUCCACAAUGCCUGGCCUGUGGACUUCAACCGCAACGUGCGCUCCUUCCGCCCGCUCAUUGAAGGCAUGGCGUAUUUGGUCGAGUUCUGCAAGUCUCGCACUGUCGCCGAUAACAGCGCCCACCCGAUGAAACUGCUCUUCGUCUCGUCCAUCGGCGCCACGUCGAACUGGGGCUCCGCAGCUCCUACUUCGCGCUCUGAAGUCCCCGAAGUCGAGAUCCUCGAUUGGAAAGUCGCGCGCACGGGUUAUGGACAGUCGAAGCUGUUGUCUGAGCGCCUGCUUUGCCACGCGGCUGCUACGUUCGCGAUUCCUGUCGCUAUCGUGCGCGUUGGCCAGCUUUGCGGCCCGGUUCGACACGAUACCAAGGGCAAAUGGCCGGAGAGGGAAUGGAUCCCUAGCAUCAUCAAGAGCUCCAUGGCGCUCAAUGCCCUGCCAGAGACUCUAGGGCCUACCGAAGUGGUCGACUGGGUGCCUGCAGAUGUCGCUGCGCAGGUCAUUGUCGAUAUUGUCGCGCCGUUUGUCAGAGAUGAACUGCUUGGACGAAGUCGACGGACGGCCAAGGCGACGAGGAAGAUGGGCAAAGAUGCGGGCAGUGCGCACUUCUUCCAUAUCGUUAAUCCUCGUCCCUCGCAGUGGAAGCAGCUUGUUCCGGCGAUGCGGGAGAGAAUGUCGGAUGGAAUGAAGACCGUGUCGUUCGUGGAGUGGGUGGAUCUGUUAAAGGCAAGCGUAGCAGAGGCCGGUGGUUUCCAGGGAGUGAAUGAGGGGCUGAACCCGGCGGGUAAGCUGAUCGACUUUUUCGACAACCUGCAAGACCGCGCCAUCCGCUUUCCACACGCCCGUGUUGCACCGCUGGAGUCUGUCCAGACUCAGACGGUGAGUGCGACACUGCGGGAGCUGGAGGCUGUGCGUCCAGAAUGGAUGGAUUUGUUCCUGCGUCAGUGGGGAUGGGACGAGGUCGUUGAUAUGAAGUAGGGA